Molecule: messenger RNA, 1464 nt
Organism: Stylonychia lemnae
Lineage: Eukaryota; Ciliophora; Spirotrichea; Sporadotrichida; Oxytrichidae
Source: the annotation of a GenBank genome assembly
AUGAAGAAUAGAAAAAGAAAGCUGAAGAGGAGAAAAAAUAGCAGUAACCAUUUCCCUAAAUACAACCUAAUACUUCAUUGUAGUAGCCACUAAGUUAAACUUAGAAUACUUAAUCUCGGAACCAAUUUUCUUUUAGUGGACCGAACCCGACUUAGAUAGGAUUAGAAUUAGAUUAAACAUUCAAACACUUUUUCUACUUAACAAUAAAAAUUGCCUGUUCAACAAUUAUAGCAUUCUCAGACUUCUACCAUGUUUGGAUCUUUAUCAUAGUCUCCAAUUCAAACCGAUCCCUUCAAAGAUGGAACUUUUGCUACUCCUUAAACAAACAAAAACUCUCAAACUUAUCUCUAAUCAUCCUCCUAAACUGGUGCAUUUGCUCUUGGGUAAAAGCUUAUACAGCCUCAAUUAAAAUCAAGUACCAAAAUUAUAGGAUCCUAAUAAACUUUGCCUCUUUAGAAUCAACCAAGCAAUUUUUCAUUUUCUUAACCUCAAAUCCAAGCUGACUAAGCUUAAAAUAAAUCAUAGGCAAUUCCCAUAGCUAAAUCUUAAUUAGCUCCUUAGUAAUUAACAUAAUAGUAACAAAUACAACAGUAGAAUAAUACUUAACAAUCAAUUCCACUAAGUUAAUAGCCAAUUUAAGUCUAAAUUUCAUAGUAAGCGAUGGUUAAAAGUAAACAGAAGACUUCUAUCCAAGUUCAAAUCGAAGAUUUUGAAAAGAAGAUGACUGAUCAUUAUAACAAAGAAGUAGUUGAUCUCCUCAAACAAAUAAGAGUUAAUUUGCCUAGUUUAUAAAGCCAUUAUGAUGAUUUGAGAGCAAAUAACGUCAAAAUGGACAUACUUUAUUAAUAGCUAAGAAAAUUUGAAAUUUACAAAGAGGAUUUCGGGUUACAGUUCCAUGAAGGUCAAAGACUGAAAGAUCUUCUUGUUCUUGAUGAUUUUAGAGAGGACAAAAAGCUGUAAUUUACUAAAGCACAAAAGUAUAAGCUUGCGACCAUUGAUGAUAAGUCCUUAGAUAUUCUUGAAAGAAUAAAGUCUUAGGAGGAAAAAUCAUCGAAUUCAUAUGAACUCAAUGAGCCAAUUCAAAGAUUGAGUAAAAGAGUUAUAUCCCAGUAAUCAAAUGCUUUGAAAUAAUAACCUUAAAAUAAUCUUCGAUACAAAUUUUUAUCUAGAGGUGAUAAUACAAAGGGAAUCAAUAGUAAUAGUAAUUUAAAAAUGAAUGAUCCUCAACAAAAUCUAGAGAUUGUGAAGGAUCUCUUUGAAAUCAAGAAAAAUAGCAUAAAUGAAACUAUUCAAAGCUCCAGAAUCAAACAACAGGAAUAUUUUAAGCAGGUUUAAGAGAAUUCUGAGAAGACUAGCCAAAUUAGGAUCGAUACUAACCUAAAAAUAUGCAUCAACAACUAAUCUAUAAAAUAGCUAACUCAGAAAAUCAAUUAUUGUAAUAGCAAACUCUAUAAAGACUAAUGA